This is a messenger RNA of Chondrus crispus (carragheen), 351 nucleotides long. RefSeq lists its product as hypothetical. The transcript has a single exon. The record is from RefSeq and is a predicted model, not a curated record. NCBI's taxonomy places the organism in Eukaryota, Rhodophyta, Florideophyceae, Gigartinales, Gigartinaceae. The coding region runs from base 1 to 351 and encodes 116 amino acids.
AUGUCGUGCUUGGCGAGCGCGUCCUUGCGCGUGAAGCUCUUGGGACACGACGCGUGCUUGCACCGGAAGCGCCGCCCGCCGGACAGCGCGUGCACCUCGUGCACGUGCCGCUUCAGCUCGCACCGCCGCCCGAACGUCGACGCGCACAGCGGGCACACAAACUUUGCCGACGCGCCCACUACCACCGCUACCAACUGCUCCCCGCUUGACGACGCCUUAGUCGCGCGCCGGCGCCGCGAGGGCGCCGAGCGCGGCCGCGUGAUGGCAGGGCCUGGAGAGGCCGUGGAAGGGGGAGCCAUGGUGUGGAGUUGUGCGCGCGGAGGGUGCGAUUGGGGUGGGCUACUACUCUAG